AACCAAGUGGUCAACUCGGGUUUCGCAAAGUACACAAACGCCAGUCGUAAAAAAAAAAAAAGAAAAGAAUAACAAUCGUUAAUAUAGCAUUGUGUGAUUUCAGAAUGAAAUACACGAUACCUGUAUUCUUCGUACAAAGGCGGGCAUAAAAAUCCAAUUGGUUAGAGGAGACACGCCUCAGCAGUACGGUGGAGGGAGAUUUGACUGUUGUGGUUGCAGUGUAUUAGUGUAUGCGUGUCACGUUGUGCUCGAAGCUGUAUUCGUUCGUAGUAGGAAUUCGCGUCUUUGAUCAAAGUGCUAAUAAUUAAUCGUAACUUAUUAUACCGAGUGGAAGUCGAAUCGAAUUUCGUGCGCAAAAAUGAGUGUAUCCAGUUCGAACUACUCGUUUUCGUUAUCACCGCCAACCGGUUUGGAUAAAAAUACUUCGAUGUCGCCGGUAGAUUCGCACGUGAAACGCCCCAUGAAUGCGUUUAUGGUGUGGUCGCGUAUACAACGUCGUAAAAUCGCCGUAGAAAACCCCAAAAUGCAUAAUUCCGAGAUCUCCAAACGUCUAGGAGCUGAAUGGAAGCUGUUGACGGAAAAGGAGAAAUGUCCGUUUAUCGACGAAGCCAAACGAUUACGAAUGCUGCACAUGAAAGAGCAUCCCGAUUACAAGUAUCGUCCCAGACGUAAGCCGAAAGUGCCCAGUCACAUGAAUGGUAAAUCGUCGCAUACAGAUCCGGUAAUUACGAGCUCGGUGCCGGUAUCAUCAUCGUUCACAUCGCUACCGAUGCCAACGUAUUUCCCGCACAGCGGAGGAGCACCUUCGAACCAGUUGGAUAGCUUAGGAGCGGCUUAUCCGAUGCCUCCUUAUUUUGGUCAUCCUUUCGAUCCGAUACAUAUCAGUAAGCUCAUGCAGUCUCAACAUGCCGUCUCGCCCAGUGAUGAAAGUUCCAAAGCUAUUGCCGCAUCUCUGUAUUCACCAUUUUAUCCGACGCCGACCAGCACGGUGACCUCAGUAGCUCACGAUAGAUCGUAUCAGAAUUCCUUAUCUUCGUUCGGUUCGCUGUUUCCUCAUGGUCCGGCUGCGCCCCAUCAUCUUCUAUAUCAAUCGGCCACCGCUAGAAGUCCGGAUAGUUAUAUCAAAAGCGAAAAUCACGACGAUACCGAACCUCAAUCGUCUACCCAAUUAGACAUCGAUCCUUUGAGACGAUCAGUGCCUGUCAUGAUGUAUUAGUCAAUUGGUAAAUUCUAAUGAUUUUUCGAUUUCGUCGAAUAUUGCUAUCGUUUUCGACGUUUUAGUAUUUUCGUUUUCGUUCUAUUUUAUUUUCUUUUUUUUUUCAUUCAAGUUCCUCUUCGUUUUGUUCUCUUUAUUAUUUUAAUUUUAGGUACGCAAAAUUGUUACGUUUUUAAGUUUUUUCCUUUCUUUUAUUAUCUUUACGUUUGUAUCGACUAUAGGUACUGGACUAUAAACGCAUGCGUCCGACGAAAUUACUUUCUCGACACUAUUACCGGUUCAGAUCGUAAUUUUUCAUUUUCACCCUAUACGAGAAAACUUCGAAAUUAAUCAUGUUUAAAAUGAAUUUUAGCUACGUGAUGAUAUCGUUGUAUAUUCGUUAUUGUUUUAUCGAGUGUUCUGUAUCGAAAAUGUGUUCCAUUUCACAUUCGUUGUCUUUUAGUUAAAUAGGUAUAAUUUCAUUUUCAACCAAAAUAUUGAUAAAAAUUUUGCUUUUAAGUUAGUUUGCUUCGGUAUGAAAACCAUACGAUAAUUCUGUUUGAAAACUUGUACAUAAAUAGAUAUUUGUUUAUUUUAUGUGAUAUUAAGUUUCAUAAGUUGAGUUACAUUUUGUUUAUUUUCUUUAUAUAAUUCCAGUGCCAUUUUGUUAAUUAAUUUGUUACGAUUAAUAAAAUUUAGUUGGGAUUUUCA
Messenger RNA from Planococcus citri (citrus mealybug), 1906 nucleotides. Its product is annotated as transcription factor sox-3-like. The transcript has 2 exons. The record is from RefSeq and is a predicted model, not a curated record. Gene Ontology annotation, molecular function: RNA polymerase II cis-regulatory region sequence-specific DNA binding; DNA-binding transcription factor activity, RNA polymerase II-specific. Bases 359 to 1216 code for a protein of 285 amino acids. Gene Ontology annotation, biological process: anatomical structure morphogenesis; cell differentiation; regulation of DNA-templated transcription. NCBI's taxonomy places the organism in Eukaryota, Metazoa, Arthropoda, Insecta, Hemiptera, Pseudococcidae.